Molecule: messenger RNA, 2013 nt
Organism: Huiozyma naganishii CBS 8797
Lineage: Eukaryota; Fungi; Ascomycota; Saccharomycetes; Saccharomycetales; Saccharomycetaceae
Gene: SEC39
Product: Sec39p
Exons: 1
Coding region: 1-2013 (670 amino acids)
Biological process (GO): retrograde vesicle-mediated transport, Golgi to endoplasmic reticulum; regulation of apoptotic process
Molecular function (GO): protein binding
Source: RefSeq, a predicted model, not a curated record
AUGUCCAUGCUGUUACAGGAGAAGUUGUACAUUUUGUGCUGUUUACACGCGAGUGCGCGGGACUCGGAAGGUCUGACGAAGCUGCUUCCUUACUUCAAUGAGCAGUUGACAGAUGCAGUGGUUGUUCUGUGGCCGGAACUGGACGAUCCUCUGGCUUUGUCGUUCCUGUGUGCGUAUAAAACGGUGGAAAAGCUGGAGAUCAAUGAGAACGUGUUUGUUGAGCACAUGGCAAACGACCAGAGACUCAUCUGUAUAUUGGGGGCCGGCGACGAAAAUGCGCUCACUGAGAGGUAUAGUGCGUUGAAGCAAUAUGUCGAUGGGAAAUUGCCCGAGGGUCAGUUGAACUGGUUGCAGAAAAGAGUCAUCCUGUGCAACAACUUUGAUCCGAGCGAUGCGAACCGAUAUUCGAAAUUAUGGGAGACCCAACAAGGUGACGAAAACCUGCAGAGAUGGAUCAAUUGUCUCGUGAAACCGCUAACACAUUGGAACAAGAGGACUGGUGAAAAGAUGAGGAUUAGUGAGUUUUCUCAAUUGGAACGGCGGGCAAUGCUCCGUUUGAUCAUCGAUAACUGGGUUACCUUGGACGAAGCGGCAUUGAACAGCGAACUUUUCCCAGUGCUACAAAACGGUGACAAUUUCUACCAACAGUUUGUGACCGAUUUUUACAACUCAGAGAAGUUCUCGCUCGAUUCUGAAGCGAACAUUCGACUGUUCCACGCGGUCUUUGCUGAACUUUUGCAGAGGAUCUCGGACGGGGAUAAUAAAGCCCUCUUUGAAACAGCCACUCUGCGAAUAGUGUUUGAGAACAGCGGUAACCUAUUCAAAUACUCGACCUGCUCUGAUUUGGAGGAGAGGGUUCUGCAAAAAGUCUCCCCAGAUUCCAGACUGACCGAUUACAACGUCACCGUGUCGGAUCUCUUGACGUAUUGCCAGUACUUGAAGAAUGAUCUAUUCCCACAGGACUACACACUCAAAGAUGUUUACCGUGUAGCUCAAGAUGAUAGUUCUGCGCAGAGGUAUCAUUUCAUAACACUGUGCGAAAUGUAUCUGUUGAAGACUGCGCAUCCGGAUCUACACAUCCUCCUGCAGCGACUGGAUCUGUUCAACAAGUUGAAUGAUGCCGGUGAGCAAGGUCAAGAGAGGAGGGCCAUAUUGAUGGAGACGUUGAUACGGCUGGAGAAAUUUGAUCUACUAGAAUCGAUCCUGCAAGACGACGAUGUUCAGCAACUGGAUAUCUUGAAAAACGCCUUUUGGCAGUUCUUCAACAAUGCCUCGAAUGCGGGGACUCGCGAGAUGACAAAGGCGAAGACGAUUUUGAGGAUAUUGAAAGCGAAUAGCAAGGCCAAAGAGGGUGACCGUUUCAAGCAGCUGACGGCGCUCGUAGACCUUAGUGAACAGCUAUCCCACUACAGUUUGAAACUGGGCAAGCAAAUACCAUUCAAACCAUCAAAUAUUCUUGAUUUCAACGACGACCCGCUGCGACUAUUCACUAUUCUACUAGAGUUGAACCCGACGCUGUACAAGUCCCUUGACACGGUGAGUUUCCCACUGCUGUCAAAACUACUUAUCGCUUUAGCGUUGCCCGAAACACAAUUGGAGGAUUUCCACACGAGGCUGAUGGCGUUGCAUGUCGACUUCUCAUUAGCCAACAACGAUUUCACCUUUGCAUACAACCUUGUGUUACAACUGCUGGAGCGGGGGAACGUUUCCCGUUACUGGUCUACUGUGUUGCAAGUGGGGAAGUAUAACGACCCGAACUGGGUGGACAAUGAGCCGCCGACAGAGAUCAUCAUUCUGCAACUCGAGGUCCUGAGCAAGUUGCUCGCGGUGUGCCCCGCGGAGGAGAUCGAGGUCGUGACGUCGCAGUGGAGCGGGCUCGAGUUGGAGUUAUCGUCCCGGGACAUUGUCCAGGACCAGUACUCCCUGGAGAACCAAAGUUCUUUGUCGCACAACUUCUCGCUGAAGGACGUCUCGGGGACCGUGUCCUCGCUGCUGACAGGGUUUAAUCGCUGA